UUACAUUUUCAAAAUAUUGUUUAAUUUUAUUAUAUUCUAGUUAAUAAAUAUAAUAUUAUAUUAGUGGUAGGUACUGCACAUAAAUCAAUAUUUUUUAGAUAUAAAGAAAAUGGAAAAUUCGGUAAAAAGUCAACGCGAUACCAUAAAAAUAACUUGGCGUCUUAUCUUCAGGGAAAUACAACCAUUAUUUAGAGAAAUUGUGGAAAAGUUUGAGCUUUUACAUAAAUUUGAUGAAAAAGAAAAGGAUGUUGUCGAUAAAAUGUGGAAUGUGUACAAACUUUGCAAUGAUCAAAUCAGGAAGUGUAUUCUAAUAUUAAUAGAAAUUUUCAACCAUAAAAAGGAACACAAUUAUAUUAAUAAGGAAAGCUUACAAUGUAUUCUGGAACGUCUAUCUUGUUGCCAUCAGAAGUUACAAUCAAUCAAUUCACAUGUGGAUACACUAUUUGGUACCAGUCAUAGCAUCACCGAUGACUCCAUAAAUAUCAACACUAUGUAUUUUGUUAAUUGGAUAGAUCAGACAUUUGAUAUUCUCAAUAAUCUAUCAAAUACAGUUUACGAAACAGAUUACAAAAUAUCUGAGGAACAUUACGAGCAUUGGAAAGACAAUCUUGUAAUAUGUGUUAGUGGAAUUCAUACAUGUAUAGAUGAAAUGUUGCUAUCAGCUAUGACUCUUUGUAAAUAUUGUCUGCCGAUGGAUCAGCAUAUUGUCAAGGCUCGGUGUCAAGUGGUGCUAAGAGAAACGAAGGCCCUCCUAUCUGACCUAAUAAAAGGCGACUUAGAUUCCGUAUUUCAUGCUUCCAAGGAGAAUUUAAUUCUGCCAAUAAAACCGUCGAAUAUUAAUGUACUAAUAGAUGUGUUAAAGGAUGUUCUAUAUGUACUAGAAACAAACACAAACACAGCACUAUUGGCGCUCCUCAUCCAUUGUUUCUCGUACAAUAUAUGUCCGGUUGAGAAAUUGAGAGACCAUUUUGUUAAAGAAUGUGCCUGCAACGAAGAAUGUGAUUUUGUAAAGGAGUUUGAUGUUUAUAAUGAACGGCUGAUGCAAAUUGGGUCUUUUGCUAUAUCAUGUUCGUCUGAUGAAAAUAGAGUUCUAAGCCUUCGUAGUGGCUUAGCAAGUAUAGAAGGCCUGGAUUCACAUUUAGUUCCCGCGGUGAUGGUAGCACCGUUGAGCUAUAACGCAUCGUUAUUGGUUAACAUUUGGAAACGGGAAGUUGCUGAUAUAAGGGAUCAGGUGUUUCUUAUUGUUGAUCCGACAGCUUUUGCGCAGAGAGCAAAGCAAAUGAUGCACAGUUCCUUACUUGAGAUUAUAAAAGAUAAAGUUUACAACAACACGAAAGUGUGUGGUGUGAUCAACACUGGUUGUGUGUUAAGUGAUUUUUUUCACGUGUAUCGAACCAACGAACCGGACGCUCUGACGCAUCAUGAUAAGCUGCUACCAUUGAUAAGUGACUUGGAUAAAGUGAUACCAGAAUGCAAAAUUGUCAGUAAUAUGUUGGCAACACACGACGACUUUAAAUACAGAACGAAAAUCACAGACUCAAAAGCGACUUUCGAACAAUUAAUUAAGAGAUUAAAACUCCUCUAUACAAUAGUGAACAAAAUAAAUUGUCUAUUAUCACCCGAAGAAGAUAUUUUUGAGGAAUCGAUUAAAAAUGAGACUUUCUCAGUGGCUAAGACAAUGAAUAAGAAAACGAUGAAUUUGACUAAAAUGUUUCGGACGAAUGUUAAGUCCUCCACGGCGAAAUUUCCUUUGGCGGUUUUGACUAAGAAUUUCAAGGCAAAGACGGAACUGAGUUUUUCAUUGAAAUUGGAUGAAAUAUGUGAUAUUUCGGAUAUAAAGGGCCGAAACACGUCGAUUUUAUAUUCGCCGAUGAAAAAGGGCUCAUUACGAAAAGCUUUAUUGAGUCGAUGUAUGAAAGUGGAAAAUGUAGCACAUCCUAAUGAGGACGAAGAAGACGAAAUGCUCAGCUUGCAAAUAACGGAUGUUUUAAACGACUUAAACAAUUUGACAAAAUCAAGACGAAUGAUGAACGUAACAUAUAACGAUAAUGAUUUAACGAAUGAAAAAUUAUCAGUUAACGGAACAGUUACGAAUAUAACGUAUGAAAUGGACGAGCCGUCGAAUAUAGGAACUCUGGAAAGGAUUAAUGAUUUAAAAUUGGUGACUAGUAGACUGAGUGAUUUAAAAUCCGCACAAGAGACCAGCCUUUAAUUGAUAUUCAAAUUGUCAUAAGAAACUAAGGGACACGCUUUUUCACGUUAUCAGCAAUUUUUUAAAUGGAGCUGAAUAGUUGUAUAAUAAAUAUAUUUUUUAAUUUAACAAAGUACAGUUUCAUUUAUCUAACCUAAAUGUUUACCGUCAAACGCGCAAAUGCGCGGCCACAGAUAUGUAGAAUUGUAUAACGCCAUAGACAAUAGAUAUUGAGCUCUUUUAUUUGUUUAUUUUUGCUAGAUGCAAAAUUUAUGUAUAAUCUGUGGCAUAUUCAAAUCUUUGAUAUCCAGUGUAAGAAGUGCGUCACUACAGAAUCAUUUGGCGUUCUUAAUUCAAAUAUGAGAUAUAUAAAUUAUCGAUUCUAAUAUUCAUUGUUGUGUACUUAAUAAAUUCCGUCUUUAAAUAAAAAUACUUUUCUGUUAAUGUUUAUUGUGAUUAAAUAUUUUUG
Molecule: messenger RNA, 2660 nt
Organism: Pieris napi
Lineage: Eukaryota; Metazoa; Arthropoda; Insecta; Lepidoptera; Pieridae
Exons: 10
Coding region: 110-2212 (700 amino acids)
Biological process (GO): cell migration; cellularization; cell-cell adhesion
Cellular component (GO): cytoplasm; membrane; catenin complex
Molecular function (GO): actin filament binding; beta-catenin binding
Source: RefSeq, a predicted model, not a curated record